GGAUAUCGUGUACCGAUGCACACAACCAAUUUCCCGCUUCUACUUUCAGCAAAUAUAUGCAUUUUGAACCAUACAACGGACCUUCAAUUCGUGAAGACAUUUCAGUAUGUACUGCACAUACCAACGUUCAUCCUGGGAGUGAUCAUUAAUUCGGUUGCACUCUACAUGCUCUGCAUCAGGUUAAAGAAGUGGAUGGAAUCUACGAUCUACAUGACAAACCUGAUCAUUUGUGAUAUAUUUCUGCUUUUCUCCCUGCCUUUCAAAAUCUACGCCGACAAUGGAUAUGGAAAGUGGCACCUGGGAACAACAUUCUGCAAGUUUGUGGAGUCCUUGUACUUUGUGAACACUUACGGGACAAUCCUGUUAAUAAUGCUAAUAUCAGUGGAUCGGUACACCGCUAUCAAGCAUCCUUUUCUGGCACAAACCCUCAGAUCUCCAAAGAAAGCCAUCAUCGCCUGUACUGUGGUGUGGGUUUGUAUCUGGUCUGUAAGCAUUCCAUAUUACACCCAAACCGAGUGUCCGCAGGAAUCCAAAGAAAUAUGUUUCGUAGGUUUUUCUGAGUUUUGGAAAAAAGGUGUAAUCCCCCUGAGUAUGGAACUCAUAUAUUUAAUUUCUGCAUUUGCUGUGGUUUUCUGUAGUAUUCAGAUGAUCAGAACAUUGCAAAGAGUGGAUGUAGAGAGAGACGAUAUAAGCAUGAAGGCAUCUAUGAACAUUAUCUCUCCAAAUCUGGUGACCUUCCUUCUCUGCUUUACACCAUAUCAUGUAGCCAUGCUGCUGUACUUUUUAGCAAGGCAGGAAUAUAUUACAACUGAUUACCAGACAUCUCUGCGAGCCUUUCUCCAGAUUUCUCAAUGUUUGGCGACCACAAACUGUUGCCUGGUUGGAAUGUACUACUAUUCGAUCAUUAAGGGUUUCUGGAAAUCAAAGAUCAAGAAUACAGUUUGA
Molecule: messenger RNA, 945 nt
Organism: Carcharodon carcharias (great white shark)
Lineage: Eukaryota; Metazoa; Chordata; Chondrichthyes; Lamniformes; Lamnidae
Product: lysophosphatidic acid receptor 6-like
Exons: 1
Coding region: 16-945 (309 amino acids)
Biological process (GO): phospholipase C-activating G protein-coupled receptor signaling pathway; positive regulation of Rho protein signal transduction
Cellular component (GO): membrane
Molecular function (GO): G protein-coupled receptor activity
Source: RefSeq, a predicted model, not a curated record